Morone saxatilis (striped sea-bass) is the source of this 660-nucleotide messenger RNA. Its product is annotated as P2Y purinoceptor 14-like. The record is from RefSeq and is a predicted model, not a curated record. NCBI's taxonomy places the organism in Eukaryota, Metazoa, Chordata, Actinopteri, Moronidae. The transcript has 2 exons. Gene Ontology annotation, biological process: G protein-coupled receptor signaling pathway. Gene Ontology annotation, cellular component: membrane. Gene Ontology annotation, molecular function: G protein-coupled purinergic nucleotide receptor activity. The annotation marks the transcript as partial.
UGUCUCCCCAUCCGCAUCGCCAACUAUGCCAGCAGCACAGUCACCAUCCGCCGGGUCUACUGCAACUUUGGAUGUGUCCUCUUCUUCCUCAACAUAUACGCCAGCAUCAUGUUCAUGUGCUACAUUGCUGCUAACAGGUAUCUGAAGAUUGUCCGAGGAACUUCAGGAACUCACAUCCUGCAGACGGUGCAGGCUGCCCACAUUGUCUGCACUGUAACCUGGGUUUUACUCCUGGCCAUGAGUAGCACCUUCAUCAUCCUGUCAUUCCACACCCAGAAACCUUUGACUUCUGACCCAGUGAACUGUGAAGUCAUUCACAGUGACCAGCUCAUCUCUUUCCAUAAAGUCAUGCACGCCUGCGCCUUCGCCAUGUUCGUGUUUUUCCUUGUCUCCCUGGUCUUCUUCUACUAUACAUCCUCCUCACCAGCACCAACCUACUUGCUUAAGGAUCCCCACAGGAAGAUGUUAGUGCUGGUUCUGUGUCUCUGCUUCUGCUUCGUACCUUACGACCGUGGUUCGCGCUUCCCAAAGCUUUCCUUGUUGGGAGAUAGUUGUUCAUGGCGCGCAAGGUUUUACAUCUUACCUGAUGGGAGUUCUCAACGUCUGUCUGGACCCACUCAUCUACUUCAUCUUCUGCAAGGCAUUCAGGACCCAGUUUAA